Molecule: messenger RNA, 2166 nt
Organism: Talaromyces proteolyticus
Lineage: Eukaryota; Fungi; Ascomycota; Eurotiomycetes; Eurotiales; Trichocomaceae
Product: putative mitochondrial F1 ATPase subunit alpha
Exons: 5
Coding region: 88-1758 (556 amino acids)
Biological process (GO): proton motive force-driven ATP synthesis; proton transmembrane transport
Molecular function (GO): proton-transporting ATP synthase activity, rotational mechanism; ADP binding; ATP binding
Source: RefSeq, a predicted model, not a curated record
ACAACCUCUCCCUUCAACCACCCUCUCCCCCAAUUACAUCUUUCCUUCCGGGAAACCAAUCUCAACUCUUUCUGAACUCAUAUCACAAUGUUCAGGAACGCUCUGCGGCAAUCCAGCCGCUCCGUGGCCGCCGUCUCCGCCACUGGCAGACUCGCUUCGGCCCGCGUAGCUGCUCCCUCCCCCUACGCUGCUGCUUCGAAGCAGGUCCGUUCAUAUGCCGCAGAGGCCAAGGCCUCUCCCACUGAGGUCUCCUCAAUCCUUGAGCAGAGAAUCCGAGGUGUCCAGGAGGAAGCUGGCCUUGCCGAGACUGGACGUGUCCUUUCCGUCGGUGACGGUAUUGCUCGUGUCCAUGGCAUGACCAAUGUCCAGGCUGAAGAGCUUGUCGAGUUCGCCUCUGGUGUCAAGGGCAUGUGCAUGAACUUGGAAGCCGGCCAGGUUGGUGUUGUGCUUUUUGGUUCUGAUCGUCUCGUCAAGGAAGGCGAGACUGUCCGCCGUACUGGAGAAAUUGUCGAUGUUCCCGUCGGUCCUGAGCUGCUCGGUCGUGUCGUUGACGCUCUCGGUAACCCCAUUGACGGCAAGGGCCCCAUCAACACCAAGGAGAAGCGCCGUGCUCAGCUUAAGGCCCCCGGUAUCUUGCCUCGUCGUUCCGUCCACGAGCCUGUCCAGACUGGUCUUAAGUCUGUCGACUCUAUGGUUCCUAUCGGUCGUGGCCAGCGUGAGCUUAUCAUCGGUGAUCGUCAGACUGGUAAGACUGCCGUCGCUCUCGAUGCCAUUCUUAACCAGAAGCGCAUCAACGCGGCUGGUGAUGAGUCUAAGAAGCUCUACUGUGUCUACGUCGCUGUUGGUCAGAAGCGUUCCACUGUUGCCCAGCUCGUCAAGACCCUUGAGGAGAAUGAUGCUUUGAAGUACUCCAUUAUCGUUGCUGCUACUGCCUCUGAGGCUGCUCCUCUGCAGUACAUUGCUCCUUUCACUGGUUGUGCCAUGGGUGAGUGGUUCCGUGACAACGGCCGUCAUGCCGUCAUCAUCUACGACGACUUGUCCAAGCAGGCCGUUGCUUACCGUCAAAUGUCUCUUCUGCUCCGUCGUCCUCCUGGUCGUGAGGCUUACCCUGGUGACGUUUUCUACCUCCACUCCCGUCUUCUUGAGCGUGCUGCCAAGCUCAACGACAAGCACGGCAGCGGUUCCUUGACCGCCCUUCCCAUCAUUGAGACCCAAGGUGGUGAUGUGUCUGCUUACAUUCCCACCAACGUCAUUUCCAUUACCGACGGUCAGAUUUUCUUGGAAACCGAGUUGUUCUACAAGGGUAUCCGUCCCGCCAUUAACGUCGGUCUGUCUGUCUCCCGUGUCGGUUCCGCCGCCCAAGUCAAGGCCAUGAAACAGGUCGCUGGAUCUUUGAAACUUUUCUUGGCCCAGUACCGUGAAGUCGCUGCUUUUGCUCAAUUCGGUUCCGAUCUGGACGCUUCUACCAAGCAGACUCUGAGCCGUGGUGAGCGUCUCACUGAGCUUCUCAAGCAGAAGCAGUACUCUCCUAUGGCUGUCAGUGAGAUGGUUCCUCUUAUCUUCGCUGGUGUCAACGGUCUUUUGGACAGCAUUCCCGUCAACAAGGUUGAGAAGUGGGAGGAGGACUUCAAGGCUUACCUCAAGUCUAACCAGGCCGACCUUCUUGCUACCAUCGACAAGGAGGGCCAAAUUAGCAAGGACCUCGAGACCCGCCUCCGUGAGGUCAUCACCGACUUCAACAAGAGCUUCUCUGCUUAGGUGAGCAAAAUAUAAUGGGUGUUGUUCGCUGCCAUGUAUUGUUUUUCCUAACACUAUCUGUGUAUAGACAAGAUAGCUUGUGUACAAUUUGAGACCAGUAAUUUCCUUUGUUCCACGAAGCAGUUACAUCUGGUUCAAGUAAUCUUGACAUCUUGACAUCUACACGGAAGUUUGUAAGACAUUCGACAUGCCGUGUGUGGCUAUCAUGAUAGAGCUCGUGAUGGCGUGGAGGACCUGCAUCUAUACAAAAUUCUUCUUAUCCUAUGUUUCAAGCAUGAUGCAUAGCAUAGACUUAUGUAAUUCUACAUCGAUUAUAUUGUUAUUUGCAUCAUUCGAUCUUCCUAUUAAGCAUACACAUUACAUCAAUUGCACAGUAUACGCAAUAAAUAAAUAACAAUCAUCAAAGGG